Messenger RNA from Menidia menidia (Atlantic silverside), 2769 nucleotides. The record is from the annotation of a GenBank genome assembly. Lineage: Eukaryota; Metazoa; Chordata; Actinopteri; Atheriniformes; Atherinopsidae.
UCCAACAUGGCAACCCGGUGGGGAAUCUGCAGCGCGGGGAAGAUCAGCCAUGACUUCACUGUGGCUCUGAAAACUCUUCCUGCUGAGGACCAUCAGGUCGUGGCCGUUGCUGCUCGCAAGUUGGAGGAUGCUCAGGAGUUUGCCAAAAAGCACAGCAUUUCCCGAUCUUAUGGCAGCUACGAGGAGUUGGCCAGAGACCCAGACAUAGAUGUGGUGUAUGUUGGAACUAUCCACCCGCACCAUCUGAAGACUUGUCUGCUCUUUACAAAUGCCAAGAAGAACGUGCUGUGUGAGAAGCCUCUGGCCAUGAACACCAAGGAGGUGAAAGAGAUCCUGGACUCUGCCAAGAAGAAUGACAUCUUCCUCAUGGAGGCUGUGUGGACCCGCUUUUUCCCCGUCUCUGUAGAGAUCAGACGGCUGCUGGCUCACAGAGAGCUGGGAGAGGUGAAGAUGGUCAGAUCUGAAUUUGGUGUUCCCCUGAUGCACGUUCCAAGGUCAGUGCAGAAGGAGCUGGGAGGAGGAGCCGUACUUGAUCUAGGCAUCUACUGCCUUCAGUUCAUACUUAUGGUGUACGAUGGAGAGAAGCCAGAGAGCAUCCAGGCUACGGGGAUCUGCCUUGAGACAGGAGUGGAUGAGACGGUGACUGUCACUCUGAAGUUCUCAAAGAACAGAAUGGCAGUGUUCACGUGCUCUUCAGGUGUCCAGCUGCCCAAUGAGGCCCUUGUUGCAGGGACAAAAGGAAUAAUCAAGAUUCCCAGCCACAUGUGGUGCCCCACAUCGUUAAUGGUAAAUGGGAAGGAGACCGAGUACGCUGUUCCAGAACCCUAUUUGCCUCUCAACUUCAUUAACAGCACCGGGAUGCGUUAUGAAGCUGAGGAGGUCCGACAGUGUUUGCUGAAAGGGCUGAAGGAGAGUGCAGUUAUGUCCCACGCUGACUCUGUCCUGCUGGCUGAGCUGGAGGAUGAGAUUCGCCGGCAAGUGGGGGUGGUGUACAGCCAGGACUGCCAUGCAGUUCCUGCUUCUUUGACAGGAGUGAGCAGCAUGGCGACCCGGUGGGGAAUCUGUAGUGCGGGGAGGAUCAGUCAUGACUUCUCUGUGGCUCUGAAAACCCUUCCUGUCGAAGACCAUCAGGUCGUGGCUGUGGCCGCUCGCAAGUUGGAGGAUGCUCAGGAGUUUGCCAAAAAGCACAGCAUUUCCCGAUCUUAUGGCAGCUACGAGGAGUUGGCCAGAGACCCAGACAUAGAUGUGGUGUAUGUUGGGGUUAUCAACCCCCACCACCUGAAGGUCUGUCUGCUCUUUAUGAAUGCCAAGAAGAACGUGCUGUGUGAGAAGCCUCUGGCCAUGAACACCAAGGAGGUGAAAGAGAUCCUGGAAUCUGCCAAGAGGAAUGACGUCUUCCUCAUGGAGGCUGUGUGGACCCGCUUUUUCCCCGCCUCUGUGGAGAUCAGACGGCUGCUGGCUCACAGAGAGCUGGGAGAGGUGAAGAUGGUCAGAUCAGACUUUGGUGUGCCACUGAUAAAUGUUCCAAAAAUAGUGCAGAAGGAGCUGGGAGGAGGAGCAUUGUUGAAUAUUGGCAUGUACUGUCUCCAAUUUGUAUGCAUGGUGUACAAUGGAGAGAGGCCAGAGAGUAUCCAAGCCACUGCAUCCUGCUUGGAGACAGGCGUGGAUGAGACUGCUGCUGUCAUUCUGAAGUUCUCCAACAAUAGAAUGGCAGUGUUUACUUACUCUUCAAGUUUAGAUCUGCCCAAUGAUGCAGUUAUUGUGGGAACAAAGGGCACAAUUAGAGAGAGCGCCAUUAUGUCCCACGCUGACUCUCUCCUGCUGGCUGAGGUGGAGGAUGAGAUUCGCCGGCAGGUCGUGGCCGUGGCUGCUCGCAAGUUGGAGGAUGCUCAGGAGUUUGCCAAAAAGCACAGCAUUUCCCGAUCUUAUGGCAGCUACGAGGAGUUGGCCAGAGACCCAGACAUAGAUGUGGUGUAUGUUGGAAAUAUCCACCCGCACCAUCUGAAGACUUGUCUGCUCUUUACAAAUGCCAAGAAAAACGUGCUGUGUGAGAAGCCUCUGGCCAUGAACACCAAGGAGGUGAAAGAGAUCCUGGACUCUGCCAAGAGGAAUGACGUCUUCCUUAUGGAGGCUGUCUGGUCCCGCUUUUUCCCCGUCUACGUGGAGAUCAGACGGCUGCUGGCUCAGGGAGAGCUGGGAGAGCUGAAGAUGGUCAGAUCAGACUUCGGUAUACCAGUGCUGCAUGUACCCAGAUUAGUGCAGAAGGAGCUGGGAGGAGGAGCUUUGCUAAGCAUUGGCAUGUACUGCUUGCAGCUUGUAAGCAUGGUGUACAAAGGAGAGAGGCCAGAGAGUAUCCAAGCCACUGGGAUUUGUCUAGAGGCAGGAGUGGAUGAAACUGUAGCCGUCACUUUUAAGUUCCCCCAGAACAAAAUGGCAGUCUGCACCUACUCCUCAGGUGUACAACUAACAAAUGAUGCAGUUAUUGUGGGGACAAAGGGCACCAUCAGGAUCCCUACUCAGAUGUGGUGCCCCACGUCAUUAGUGGUGAAUGGGAAGGAGACCCAGUACCCGCUGCCAGAACCUUGUUUUCCCCUGAAUUUCUCAAACAGUACAGGGAUGCGUUUUGAAGCCGAGGAGGUCCGACAGUGCUUGCUCAAAGGGCUGAAGGAGAGUGCAGUUAUGUCCCACGCUGACUCACUUUUGCUGGUCGAGAUGGAGGAUGAGAUUCGCCGGCAGGUGGGGGUGGUGUACAGCCAGGACUGCCAGUAA